AAAAAGACUGUUUUAAAAUUUGGUGCAAUGUCUGUAUUUCGUAGGACAAUAUUUAAGAGCAGGAAAACUGAAGCACAUGGCGAUGAGGAUCGUGGAAAGGAUACUCCCCGCGAUGCGCCUCCAAACUCUCAAGAUGCCAAUGAUCAAAAUGGGUCCGAUAUUCAAGAAGAGAUAAUAAGACCGGAUCCAUUCGCUGGGCGAAUGCCAACAUUUUUUCACAUCGGUGGAUUGGCCACGGCGUGCUUAACCAUUGGCUAUAAUAUUGGAGCUUGGCAUAUCGAUUGCACCAGUAAAGCGAGCGAUGUGUGUACCCUUUACAACUAUGGCACGGCUAGGCCUGAUUCCAAAACGAUAUCGGGUGGCGUGGGCAUCCGCGAGAGAAUCGGUAUGCUGAAUAUGACACAGGUUUGGCAAACGGAGGGCAUCUUGGGUACACUUGGCAUAAGCACUGAAGACGGCGAUGGAAGACUGAAUGCCAUGUUGAGGGUGGCAUAUGCCGCGCAUGGCAGUUCGGGUGUUAUGCUGGAUUUGCAUACCGGUUACGAGCAGACACCAAUCAAAUUUGAUUUGAUAGUACCGCUUAUGAAUGUGGCACAUCUAAAGGGCUAUGUAGUUGUGCAGCCGGCUGAGGAUUUUUUGCUGGGCUAUCGUAUGGUCUACGACUGGAAGAGGCAAGGAUUUGACCAACAUGCAAUUGCCGCGGGCUAUAACAACGGUCGCACCGAAUUGUGCCUUAAGCUCGAGAAUUUCAAGCAACUGCGCGGCUCCGUUUUCCAGCGACUUGGCGAUCGCUGGGCUGUUACACUCAAGGGGGAUCUGUACAAGGAUGAACCAAAACACAUUGCGAUUGGUGCUCAGUGCAAUAUUGAUACAGCUCGGAUCAAGGCCAAGCUGAGCAACGACGGCUUUUUGGGUGCCGUCUUUCAGCACGACCUCAGUGAGAACAUUAGAAUUAUGUAUCACUUAGGCUGCGACAUUAGCGCGCCAAUUGAGGGCAAUCACAAAAUGGGUAUUUCUUGGAGUUUUACUUGCUAAAUUGGAAAAAAUGUUAAUAAAUGUUAGUGCUUUUUUGA
Messenger RNA from Drosophila grimshawi, 1073 nucleotides. RefSeq lists its product as uncharacterized. The coding region runs from base 28 to 1035 and encodes 335 amino acids. Gene Ontology annotation, molecular function: voltage-gated monoatomic anion channel activity. Gene Ontology annotation, biological process: monoatomic anion transmembrane transport. The record is from RefSeq and is a predicted model, not a curated record. NCBI's taxonomy places the organism in Eukaryota, Metazoa, Arthropoda, Insecta, Diptera, Drosophilidae. Gene Ontology annotation, cellular component: mitochondrial outer membrane. The transcript is spliced from 3 exons.